CUCCAUUCGGUAGCGCAAGUCGGGAUCGAGAGGCGCUCCGGCUCGGGAAAUUAUACGCGCGUAUUUUUGUAAUGUGUGACAAUUAUUUACGGUGAUUCGAAUAAUGUUUAUGUCGGUGUGUCUUUUAGUUUUUUGUGUUUUUAAUAUCGUCAAAACUGGAAGUGGUGGUGAUGUGGUGCCGGAUAUUCCUAUGAUGCCAUUACCAACUAUUUUCCCUUCUGUUAAACCAAAUAGUGUACCAGGGUUUCCAAAACUUCCUAAAUCUCCUGACCUUUUUGAACAUAUUCGAGAUGCAGUAUUUACCGAUGGAAAUUCUGCGUUCGCACUCCUAAUUGGAACUCUUCGGACAUUUCAAAGAGCAGGGUGUGAUAAUGAAGUGGUGACCCUAAGGUGCCCUCCAGGCACAAGCAUCGCCAUUCAAGUGGCUCAAUAUGGAAAAUCCACCUCUACCGAAGGUCCAUGUGCUAAGAUGAUGUCUACGAAAUCUAGCUUAUUUCCUGAAAUUUAUGAUAAGAAAGUUUGCUUGCUACCCAGCUCAAUCCAGUAUGCCUUGUUGCAGACGGUCAUCGAAGCCUGCCAAAAGAAGCGCAUGUGCAAGUUCCAGACUUCACCCAUCACUUUUGGCGGUGACCCCUGCCCUGGAAUACCCAAGUACGUCGAGGUAGCCUACAAGUGCAAACCAUAUGAGUUUCGGAGUAAGACGGUAUGCGAAAACGAACGUAUACAGCUUAAGUGCAAUCCAAAUCAGAGAGUAGCCAUAUAUAGUGCGAGUUAUGGAAGGACCCAGUAUGAAAGCGUUCAGUGCCCUCAGGCUCCCGGCGUCCCCGAAGAAACUUGUUUAGCCAGCUACGCCACCGAAACAGCUAUGCAACUAUGUCACGGUAAAAGACGAUGCGAGAUGGCAGCUGAUAUAGGCACUUUCGGCAGCCCCUGCAGGCCACAAUCCAGGACUUAUUUGAAACUGGUUUACACUUGUGUACCAAGGAUUGUAUUGAAAGACACUUACGAUGGUCCACCCGAACCGGAUGAGCUGGAUUAUAAUCCCCACGAAUAUUUAGAUUUUGAAAAUUUUGAAAAUUAUGAUAACGAGAAUGAGCAUAUGGGAGAAUCUGCCGCUUCUCCUGGUUCGAAAGCAGACUCCAAAGAGGUUUUACACGAAAAUGCUACUGAAGAAGAUGAUCCUACUACUGAGCUGCCCAAUGUAUUCUGGUUUGAAAUUCAUCAAUUACACAUCAUUUAUGCAGGAAUUGGAAUCACCAUCAUUACCUUUGUAAUGGUAUCAGCAUUAGUUAUACGAUAUUUAUAUAAACGACAUCAACGCACCAAGGAUAAUAGCAAUAGCUAUGCUGCAAGUGGAUCUGAAAAUACUCUUCCGCAUGGAUUUACUGAUGAAAUUAGUGAGGUUGAUGCUGACAUCGACUUACAAACCACCUUACCACUUUCUAUACCAUCCGUAACCAUCCACCGUCCAUUACCACCAUGCCUACCAAACAUCGGUCCAUCCAUUUCCGAUGCAGUACGUUUUGCUGAGUAUCCAGAAUUUCCUCGCCUGCCUUCGCAUACUCGCACCUUUCGCGGAUCUGCUAGUGGAAUUUUGGAAACUGAAGUAGUUGCAACUCGCCCGAUUAUGUGUGAUGCCAGUACGAGUCACACUAGUCAAUAUUAUUAUGGAUGACCCGAGGUGACGGGGAGUGACACCAUUCCCCGUAGGAGCAUCGAAAUCCAGCGAGAAUCCGAGAGGCGAAACAGCAGUUUCGCUUGUCAGGAACCGCGUACCUAUUGUUUUUAAUUUUGUUAAUUUUGGAUUGUAAGAGGCACAGAAUAAGAAUUAGUGUAUUCCAUUUAUAGGUAAGAGUGCAAUAACUGUUGAAAACUGAAAGGUGAUAACAUUUGAUAUAGAUAGAAAAUACCUGCUCGAGGGUUCUCAUAGUUGUCCAGAAGUAUUUAGCAAUCAAAAUCACUUUCAAACUUGGUAAAAUCGUAACGAUUGCUCUUAUGUUCUUGCUUAU
Molecule: messenger RNA, 2009 nt
Organism: Anthonomus grandis grandis
Lineage: Eukaryota; Metazoa; Arthropoda; Insecta; Coleoptera; Curculionidae
Exons: 9
Coding region: 104-1675 (523 amino acids)
Molecular function (GO): carbohydrate binding
Source: RefSeq, a predicted model, not a curated record